AUGACUGAAUACUUGGGCCCUGUCGGAUCUCUUACCAGUGUCACAUACCACGUAAUUAAACUCCUUAUCGAAUGCAAGCAAGCUAGUGACCAAGUCCGUCGGAGCCUGGAGCUAGUUCGUACCUGCGAUCGUGACCUCCAGCACCUGAUCAGCUUGCGCGAAGAGAAUCUGGACAUAUUGGAACGGAAACCGAUUGAACUUGUCAGAGUCAACUCUAUCAUCGAAGAUGCGCAUAAUGGAUUUCUUGAGGUGGGCAGGAUCGUUGAAAAAUGCAGACCAGAAGCGCAAAAGAAAGGGUUACCCUUCUAUCGUCGUGGUGUGUGGGUUAUGUUCGAUGCAGAAGAAUUCAACAGUCAGGUCCCCGUUGUCAACAGCCACCACCGGUCAGUGUUGACCGAGAUUCAAUUUCUACGUCUUAUCGGCCUUCAUGCACCGCCGCCAAUCCAGACAAAUGAAAUAAAAACGGAAGCCAAAGUUGUCCAGAAGAGGCGAGUCGACAUUGUGAACCCCAACCUACUGAGUAGCCUCAUAGGAGUGAGAUCAGUCGCGACAACUCCUAUACCACUACCGCAAGCCAAUACAGUUGACUGUCUCCCAUACCCUUGCGACUCAGACCUAAUGCCGCCACUACCUCCUUCUUAUAGCGAUGCCAAUUUCAUUGCAACCUCAUCUGCAAGGCAUAUUAAUAUUCUCGAUAUCCAGGAAAGAUGGAGCCCUUACUCAACUUAG
Fusarium pseudograminearum CS3096 is the source of this 729-nucleotide messenger RNA. RefSeq lists its product as uncharacterized. The record is from RefSeq and is a predicted model, not a curated record. The coding region runs from base 1 to 729 and encodes 242 amino acids. The transcript has 2 exons. NCBI's taxonomy places the organism in Eukaryota, Fungi, Ascomycota, Sordariomycetes, Hypocreales, Nectriaceae.